UGUAACCAGUUACUGACUGCUUUGGUCGAGUUAAGGGCCGACAUCAAGGGCCACUUGAGCUACAUAUCAAGCUCGUCUCUGAAUUUCAUCCAUUCUGAUGAGCUGAUUUUGACUGUCGGUUAUUCGAAAUCAGUAUUCAAUUUUUUGAAGUUUCGGGUCAUAGUAUGUGAAGCAUUUCCUAGUAACGACGGCCAUAAAAUGGCAGAGAGUCUAGCGAUGGAGGAGAUAUCUGUUGUUCUCGUGCCAGAUAGUCAUGUAUUCGGUUUGAUGGCCCGUGUCAAUAAGGUUAUCUUGAGUUGCAAUACUGUCUAUCCAGAUGGUGCGCUGAAGGCACAGACCGGAACAUAUGCUGUGAUGCUGGCAGCAAAACACUUCUCCAUACCGGCAACAGCUCAAGCAGCUAAUCCUUUUCAGACCUACGUGUGUCUCCCCUCGUACAAGAUCUCUCCAGUUAAUUUCAAAUUACUACCAAACUGUUCCAACACCUUGAACAGUCACGCCCAGUGUGCGCCCGAGUCAAUGACUGGUCUUAUCGAAACAGCGGACCUUUCGGUGAAUGCAUUAGACGCGCCCUCACGGUUACUCCCCGCGUCGGAGUGUCUUGCCGGUGGCGGUCCAUCACCGCUGAUUUGGCUGCCUAACUGGGACUACAUACCGCCUGGCCUGACUAGUCUCUUCCUUACCACAGAAGGAGGACAGGCGCCGUCUUACCUCUACGCCAUGGUUCGCGAACUAUUUAACUCCGAUGACGUCAAUCAAUCACUUAAAUGGGUCGAAAGGUAA
Molecule: messenger RNA, 783 nt
Organism: Hydatigera taeniaeformis
Lineage: Eukaryota; Metazoa; Platyhelminthes; Cestoda; Cyclophyllidea; Taeniidae
Source: the annotation of a GenBank genome assembly